Clupea harengus (Atlantic herring) is the source of this 1333-nucleotide messenger RNA. Its product is annotated as transmembrane protein 215. The record is from RefSeq and is a predicted model, not a curated record. Lineage: Eukaryota; Metazoa; Chordata; Actinopteri; Clupeiformes; Clupeidae. The coding region runs from base 33 to 620 and encodes 195 amino acids. The transcript has 2 exons.
UGGAUUGGAAGGCAAUAGCCUCAGCGAAAUGGAUGGCUUUGUGUUGUGUAAAGAUGCCGACGACGGCAGUGUCAGGCUUGAAGGGUGAAAGUCUCGGCAAUGUUCCUCUCAUUGCCAUCGGACCUGCCAUCUGCGUCCCUGGUGUGGCAGCCAUCUUCCUGGCCAACAAAACCAACGGCUGUACGGAAUGUCCUGCACAGUGGCGCCGUAAAAAGAGGAAGAAGAAGCCUCAAAUGAGGCAAAACCAGUCCACAAUCCCUAAAGAACCAACACUGGAAAGAAAAUGUGGAGAGUUUCAGGCUGGUGAAGACUCAUCAUCUUCCACAACUACAGGGGAGUCCAUCUGGCUAACAUGUAAAGCUGAGAAGGACGAGGUGCUCCUCUACCUAAGACCAUACCACUCUUCUAGUGCCUUGGUUGCCACUGCGUGUGUCUCUUCUUACUGCAUGUUUGAGAAGGUGCAUUCCCCAAUGGAGAAUAUGGUCCACACUGGUACGCCACAUCUGCCCUUCAGUACUACUGAGCCUUGCUACAAAAAGGACAGAGAUCCUACAAUCCUGCCUUAUUGGUCUUUCACACAACCCAGAGACUGCAGAUGGGACUAUGAGACUGUGGUCUGAUUAACUUGCUCUAGGAAUAAGUACAGAACCAAACCGUUUUCUUUUUUGUUUUGUUUUGUUGUCUUAUCUGGGUCUUGUUGCCAGUGUAGUGGAAUAGAGGUCAUCUAAGUUUGUAUUGCGUGUUGCGUCACAGUUUAUUUCAAGUCUAGGUUCGGAAAUUCAGUAAAGAUGGAACCAAUAGUAAUGGGGCAGACUGCUGGCCAGUAUAAAAACCCUGCAUGUUUUGGGCCCUGUUGAAUCUAAUCAUUGAGCCAUUAUAAAAUGUUCAUAGGCUACUAAACUUGUAGAAAACUUGACCGAUGAACAUUUUAGUGUGUGGAUUUACUUUGUGCACUCUGCCUGUCAUGAGAAUGAAUGAAUUAUGAAAUACAUUUCUUUAUGCUUAUACCGUUCUCUUCCAAAUGUGUUCCAGGCCGUUUAUGUCCCUUUCUUGCAAAUGAGUUUGUUUACAUUGCACAGACAUCCGCUUACAGAACACUGACACAUGACACUGACAGUUGGUUACAUAUAUACUGGGGAUGAGUUUGUAGUUAGCCGAGAUCAGUGGUUCCCAAAGUAUGGGGCGGCCCCCCCACCCCAGGGUGUGGCGUGGAGUGUACAGCAAGGGGGGGUGUUGGUUGAACCUAAACAACUAACUACAGGAAAAAAAUGAAGUGUGUCUAGUUAUGAAUGCAAUGGACAUGCGCCUAACAUCAACAUUGUAUGGACUGAUG